UAGUUUAGACGUUAGAGGUAGCGUUUAAGUGCUCCAGUCUUGAUUUAUUUCCUUGGAAAGGCUUCAGCGGCUAUUGCAGAGCAACAGAUUCUUUACAGGAAUACUGAAGAAGCAUUGAAAAUUUCGACACUGCUAUAGAUCAUGGCACUUACCGAGGCAAAGAGAGGAAACGCGUUAUCUCUUACGAAUAAACUUCGUAAGUUCUCCGUAAAAUAUGUGAAGAUUUCCGAAGAGACUACGACACGAGCCAGAAGGUUGGUCAAAGAUUAUGUUGAAGACCAGAUCAUAGAGUACUGUCGACAGAAAUCCAAAAUUCGAAUACUAAAACUGGAGUAUACCGGCAGUUUUUACGAGAGGCUGAAGACUGAAGCUGCUGAUGAAGCCGAUAUCAUGGUAAUUCUGGAGACACCAAGUACAGAGAUCGAGGUUAUCGAAUCCGAAGUGCCCGGGUACGUCCGCCUUAGAGCGAGAAAUUCUCCAAUGUUCCUUAAGUAUUCGAGUCCUGAAGGUUAUAUUAAUGCUAAGAGCAUUCGAGGUCCUUGGUUCAAAAGCCUUGUUAGCCGGGCAGUGAAUAGGAUUAAACCUAAAUCACCAUACUCUGAGGUUCGUCUGGUUGUGCGUAACCACGGACCAGCAGUCCAGGUGGACGUUUUCAGGAAAGGAUCUGACGAGAGGUAUUUAUCAGUUGAUCUCGUUCCUAGCCUCCAAGUCGACGAUCGCUGGUACGUACCCAAGCCUUUUAAAGGAAAGCGGUAUGUGUUUCAAGACGAGCUUCUUUGGAGAAAGGCAUUUUCACCAAAGGAGAAGCAAUUUCUUGCGUCCAUGGACAGUGAAGAUCAUGGCUGUAGGCACGAGUUGUUACGAAUCGUGAAGACCAUAGUCAAGAGGCCGCGGACAUCUUUACCACUAGAUUCAUACCACUUAAAGACCGCAUUCAUGCACUACAUUGAAAGGGGAGGCCCGAAUUGGGUGAGCGGAGAUGCUUUGGGAAAAAAUUUCCUUGGUUUUCUCGAAGAACUGCAACGCUAUCUGGCGAGCAGAAAUCUUCCCCACUAUUGGUUGAUUAAGGUAAAUCUAUUGGAUGAUUUCAAGGAAGUGGUUGUCAUGCAGAUGACGAACCGCUUAAGACGGAUAUUGAACAGCGACUCGAGGCUGGACAAGAUACUCGAAUAGUUUUCUGGAUUCUGCCAUGUCUGUCUCUGUUGUAAAAUCGAUGAUAUCUACCAUUUUAAAGAACUUUCGAUGGUCGUUUAGGGGAAGGGCUUAAUGCAAGCGCAAUAAUUGGAAAGCUACUCACUAAUACUAGGGAUGAUGGUUUAAUAGUUAAUACUGAUUCUAUAUCUCAGGGAUAAGGCGUCUAAACUUAGCUGGCUUUUUGGACAGUUGGCUGUAAUGUCUUGUAUUUUUGACAGUAUUUUUGUAUGAUGGAUUUGUCGGGCAAUGGAAAGAUGUUAAUAAGGGUACCACGCAAGGAAG
Stylophora pistillata is the source of this 1476-nucleotide messenger RNA. Its product is annotated as cyclic GMP-AMP synthase-like receptor 3. Lineage: Eukaryota; Metazoa; Cnidaria; Anthozoa; Scleractinia; Pocilloporidae. The record is from RefSeq and is a predicted model, not a curated record.